This is a messenger RNA of Dictyostelium purpureum, 609 nucleotides long. RefSeq lists its product as uncharacterized. The record is from RefSeq and is a predicted model, not a curated record. Lineage: Eukaryota; Evosea; Eumycetozoa; Dictyosteliales; Dictyosteliaceae. Bases 1 to 609 code for a protein of 202 amino acids. The transcript is spliced from 3 exons.
AUGAAUAUUAACAUAUUGGUUAAAACUUCAUUAUUUUUUUCAAUUUUAUCAUUACUUAGUAUUAUAUCAAUAAAUAUACCAUUAUAUGUAUAUCAUGAUUAUAGGGGUGGUUACGAUUAUAAGAAAAUGAAAUUUUAUUUCGAAUACUUUACCGAAUACAACAGUAUAAAAUCGUAUCCAAGUUUUGAAGCUAUAGAUAAUUUGUUGAUGGCAUGUCGUAUAGUUCUAUACAUUUCAGUAUUAUUCAACUCAAUAACAAUAAUCUUGCAAUUAUUUUUAGACCAUUUUAAUAGAAAAGUAACUGUUUCAAUUACUGUUUUUAGUGGAUGCAAAACAUUGGCUUGGAUGGCAACCCUCGCUAUACUAUUUUAUGCAUCUUCUUAUAUAGCAGUAGAUAAUGAAUAUUGGGAAAGUACCCCAAAUAGUAAAGUGUAUGGUGGAUAUUAUGAAAACAAUCAAAAAAUAGUGGCUUGGGGACCUGGUGCUGGUGGUGGUUUAAUUAUUUUUUCUGUAAUAAUAUCAAUCUUGCAAUUGUCAAUCGACGUUUUCAUUUGUGUUCAAUUUUUUAAAAAAAAUCAAAAACAAACUUCGGCAACUAAAACACUAUAG